Tripterygium wilfordii is the source of this 1795-nucleotide messenger RNA. Its product is annotated as zinc finger protein CONSTANS-LIKE 9-like. Gene Ontology annotation, biological process: regulation of flower development. Lineage: Eukaryota; Viridiplantae; Streptophyta; Magnoliopsida; Celastrales; Celastraceae. The transcript has 4 exons. Gene Ontology annotation, cellular component: nucleus. The record is from RefSeq and is a predicted model, not a curated record. Gene Ontology annotation, molecular function: protein binding. Bases 479 to 1468 code for a protein of 329 amino acids.
AUUCUUUCUAUUUUUCUCGUUUAUUUUGGCGAAGUUUGGGGUGCUUGAUUUGAUACUCAAUUCGUUGAUGAUAUCAGUGGUUUCAUUCACUUGUUUAGGGUUUUCCGAAUUUAAAAAUUGAUUGUUUCGAUUUUACUAUUCGUCUCCACUGGAUCCUCAGAAACCAAAAAAAGGUUCAAACUUGAUCGUUUUUCCGUUUUAUGCUGUUUGGAGGGAAGAGGGUUUUCACUUUCCUGAACAACGAGGACUUCAAUUUGUUUUUCUUUUCUUGUGUCAAUACUUUUUUUAGCAGCCAAACAGUGCAUAAAUGGAAACAAUUGGACUUCUCCCUUUACAUGUUGGAUCUUAAAAAAGACAACAAAAGAAAGAGUAUAUAAAUAGGAAAUUGAUUUCACAGUCAUAAGAAUCGUGUUAUACAAAGCUCUCUUCCACUUUACUAUAUCUGUUUGUGGUAUCGUGGAGCUAGUUGUUGGGUUUUAUGCUUUUUCAACCCACCCACAGAAAGACCAUUUCAAACAAGAAAAAAGUCGAAGCCAGCUUUAUCGAGAAAGCUAAACGUAGCAUUGAACAAUUAUCCUCUAGGUUUUGUUUGGUUGUGUAUGCUAUAUGUGAAAAAGAAGGUGGUGGAAAAGAGAGUACACUUGAUAAAAAGUGGCUGUUGAUCUUUUUUCCUUGCCUAAAGUGGGCGAUUUUCUUUGAGAAAAAGGGACUACCCUCUUUGAAUUAUGUGGGCAACCUGAUUCAGCUCUCUACCAUAUCAGAAUAUGAUCUGGGGGGAGAAGGGGAUCUUUUCAAGGCUCCAGAACCGAUCAUUGAAGAACCUAUUAUUGGUAUUGAUCCCAUGACAGUGGCCAUUUCAGUGAUUUCCUGUGGGGAAGAUGUCAUCCACUCGCAAGGACUCAAGGUUGCAGAUAUUGAAUCAAUUCAAAGCGAUCAGCUUCUGAAUGAUGUGUUCUACGGUUGCAGCAAUGAUCUCAUGGCAAAAGCAGCUAUAGAAACACCGCUAUCUGAGGUUCUGGAUAUCACAAUUCCUAUUGGUAAUACCAAUGAGAAUCAAAUUCAAGGGAACAAUUCCCUUCCUGAUUUGCCAUUUCAGAAAAGUGUCAGCUCAAGUUGUUUAACCUCAAUGGAGUGGGUGCAGGGUGCUGGUUUUCUGGAUUUUCCUGGAGUGGAUUUUGAAGAAGUUUAUGGGAUGCGAAGAGCAUUUAGCGAAGGAGACAUAAAGACUCUUGGUAAUGGUCACGUGAGCCUCAUCCACUCUCCUAUUGAGCAGCCCGGAAUUAUUGGCAGUUGUACUGCUGUGGACCGGAGGGAAAAGCUUUCCAGGUAUCGGAACAAGAAGAUAAAGAGGAACUUUGGCAGAAAAAUCAAGUAUGCUUGCAGGAAAGCUCUUGCAGACAAUCAACCAAGGAUCCGAGGAAGGUUUGCUAAGACUGAAGAUUCUUCUGACAUUUCCAGGAGGCCAUAGCUACCAACUAAUUCGGUCAGAGGAAAUGGAGUGAACAAAAGUGAUGCAAGAUGGGAUCCUAAGUGGUGUAAACGUGGCCAACAAGGAGUAGUUCGAACGUGUAAACAGGUAACUCCUAGAUAUCAAUUAAUCUGAUGUAACAACCUUGUCUUUAGAUUCUGAAAUGGCCCAGUAGAGUUGUAUAUAGGUUUGUCGAAUAAGAAAGUGGGAAGGAAGCAGGCAUUGUUGAUAAGUUUGUUUAUGAAAUGGCCAUGUAGAUCAGAAAAUGUUCAAAUCGUUCACAGCUUGUUCAAUAUUAUGAUUCAAUAAAAUGGGUUAUUUGGUUCA